Messenger RNA from Knipowitschia caucasica, 1536 nucleotides. The record is from the annotation of a GenBank genome assembly. Lineage: Eukaryota; Metazoa; Chordata; Actinopteri; Gobiiformes; Gobiidae.
AUGGUGUACCCCAAGGUGGUACCAGAGUAUGUGGCACCAGAGUAUGUGGUACCAGAGUAUGUGGUACCAGAGUAUGUGGUACCAGAGUAUGUGGCACCAGAGUAUGUGGUACCAGAGUAUGUGGCACCAGAGCAUGUGGUACCAGAGCAUGUGGUACCAGAGUAUGUGGCACCAGAGUAUGUGGCACCAGAGUAUGUGGUACCAGAGUAUGUGGCACCAGAGUAUGUGGUACCAGAGUAUGUGGCACCAGAGCAUGUGGUACCAGAGCAUGUGGUACCAGAGUAUGUGGUACCAGAGUAUGUGGUACCAGAGUAUGUGGCACCAGAGUAUGUGGUACCAGAGUAUGUGGCACCAGAGUAUGUGGUACCAGAGUAUGUGGCACCAGAGUAUGUGGUACCAGAGUAUGUGGUACCAGAGUAUGUGGUACCAGAGUAUGUGGCACCAGAGUAUGUGGCACCAGAGUAUGUGGUACCAGAGUAUGUGGCACCAGAGUAUGUGGUACCAGAGUAUGUGGCACCAGAGUAUGUGGUACCAGAGUAUGUGGUACCAGAGUAUGUGGCACCAGAGUAUGUGGCACCAGAGUAUGUGGUACCAGAGUAUGUGGUACCAGAGUAUGUGGUACCAGAGUAUGUGGUACCAGAGUAUGUGGCACCAGAGUAUGUGGCACCAGAGUAUGUGGCACCAGAGUAUGUGGUACCAGAGUAUGUGGCACCAGAGUAUGUGGUACCAGAGUAUGUGGUACCAGAGUAUGUGGUACCAGAGUAUGUGGCACCAGAGUAUGUGGCACCAGAGUAUGUGGUACCAGAGUAUGUGGCACCAGAGUAUGUGGUACCAGAGUAUGUGGUACCAGAGUAUGUGGUACCAGAGUAUGUGUCACCAGAGUAUGUGGUACCAGAGUAUGGGGUACCAGAGUAUGUGGUACCAGAGUAUGUGGUACCAGAGUAUGUGGUACCAGAGUAUGUGUCACCAGAGUAUGUGGUACCAGAGUAUGUGGUACCAGAGUAUGUGGUCACCAGAGUAUGUGAGUAUGUGGUACCAGAGUAUGUGGUACCAGAGUAUGUGUCACCAGAGUAUGUGGUACCAGAGUAUGGGGUACCAGAGUAUGCGGUACCAGAGUAUGCGGUACCAGAGUAUGUGGUACCAGAGUAUGUGUCACCAGAGUAUGUGGUACCAGAGUAUGUGGUACCAGAGUAUGUGGUACCAGAGUAUGUGUCACCAGAGUAUGUGGUACCAGAGUAUGUGGUACCAGAGUAUGUGUCACCAGAGUAUGUGUCACCAGAGUAUGUGGUACCAGAGUAUGUGGUACCAGAGUAUGUGUCACCAGAGUAUGUGGUACCAGAGUAUGUGGUACCAGAGUAUGUGUCACCAGAGUAUGUGGUACCAGAGUAUGUGGUACCAGAGUAUGUGUCACCAGAGUAUGUGUCACCAGAGUAUGUGGUACCAGAGUAUGUGGUACCAGAGUAUGGGGUACCAGAGUAUGUGGUACCAGAGUAUGUGGUACCAGAGUAUGUGGCAGAGUUGGGUGGAGCAAACUAA